CAUCGAAUCAAUUAUGAGACUUGCACUGGAAAAAAUUGUAUGAAAUUAUAAUCUUCGAACUGGUAUUCCCAUGCUCUAUUCCUGGAAAUACCAGUCAUUGUUAUGAUUAUUUUAGUCCAUGAUCUUGUUAUAUUUGCAAAGGGUUAUCAUGUAGUAGAUCUGUAAACAGUAUGCUGAUCGAAGUAAACUGAUGGUUGUUUUUUUAAGUAGUUAACCUUUAAUACUGAGACUGAGGAUUUUGUUAUUUUUCGCAAGGCUUUUGGGAAGACAAAAAAUAAAUAAAAAAAAUCUUUCUUGCUUGGAUAUAGUAGAGCCAAAAUUGCCGGGUGCCUUCACAUGACUGUCCAAACAGCAGUGCUAAUUGAAACACUUAUUGAACUGGGGGCAGAGAUCCAAUGGUCAAGCUGCAACAUCUUUAGUACCCAAGACCAUGCUGCAGCUGCUCUAGCAAAGAAAGGCCUUGCCAUUUAUGCAUGGAAAGGAGAAACAGAUGAAGAGUACCUUUGGUGCAUAGAACAGACACUCAUUUUUUCAGAUGGGAAACCAUUUAACAUGAUCCUCGAUGAUGGGGGGACCUGACCAAUCUAGUACAUACUAAAUAUCCUCAGUACUUAAAAGAUUGUAGAGGAAUAAGUGAAGAAACAACCACAGGAGUAAAAAACCUCUACAAAAUGUUCAAAGAAGGUAAACUGAAAGUACCAGCCAUAAAUGUCAACGACUCUGUAACAAAAAGUAAAUUUGAUAAUCUGUAUGGGUGCCGAGAAUCUCUCAUUGAUGGAAUUAAAAGAGCAACAGACAUCAUGUUGGCUGGAAAAGUGUGUGUAGUUGCAGGAUAUGGCGAUGUCGGCAAAGGUUGUGCACAGUCACUAAGAGCAUUUGGUGGAGAGAGUUAUCGUUACUGAAAUAGACCCAAUAAAUGCUCUACAAGCGGCAAUGGAAGGUUAUGAAGUAACAACGAUAGAUGAUGCUUGCAAAAUUGGCCAGAUAUAUGUGACAACAACAGGAUGUAAAGACAUUAUCUUGGGACAUCACAUGUUGCAGAUGCCAGAAGACGCAAUAAUAUGCAAUAUAGGCCACUUCGACGUCGAGAUCGACGUGGAUUGGCUUGAAAAGAACUGCAAGGAGAAGAUCAACAUCAAACCCCAAGUGGAUAGGUAUCUCUUGGAAACCGGAAGACACGUGAUUGUGCUGGCUGAAGGCCGAUUGGUCAAUCUCGGCUGUGCCACGGGCCAUUCGUCAUUCGUCAUGUCAACCUCAUUCACCAAUCAGGUGCUGGCACAGAUCGAGCUGUGGACGAAGCCCGGGGAUUACCCCAUUGGAGUCUACAUGUUGCCGAAGACGUUGGAUGAGGAAGUAGCGAGGUUGCAUUUGCCUCAUUUGGGAGUUAAACUGACCAAGUUGACUCCCACGCAAGCGUCGUACAUUGGAGUACCGGUUGAAGGACCUUUCAAGCCGGAUUAUUAUAGGUACUAAGUGGAAAAUGUGUCAGAAUAAGUGAUGUUAAAAGCCAAAGUGGAUUCGUACUUCAAAUAAAAUGCUUUUGUUUUAAUA
Messenger RNA from Acanthoscelides obtectus, 1551 nucleotides. NCBI's taxonomy places the organism in Eukaryota, Metazoa, Arthropoda, Insecta, Coleoptera, Chrysomelidae. The record is from the annotation of a GenBank genome assembly.